CUUGUUGGAUUUUUUGCUAGCAAUAUACAGGCUCUUCCAGGCCAUCCCCACUUGUCUGUGCCUCCCACGCCAUCGGUGCUGUACAAUCAAACAGCACAACCCUGCCCCCCGGCAUCACAGAGAAAGCCAGCGGCCAAGGCGAGAGGUGGGGGACCCGAACCAAACAAGCAAAUGGAGUUAAGGCAGCGCGCCAGACAGCGGGGCUCAAAUAAUCAAAGGGAGGUUACAGCUCAGAAAGCCCUGCAUGGGCCAGGCCUCUGCGGGAGCAGCAUGGCUGAGCCUCCAAGGGACCCAUCCUCAUGGAAGCUUUAGGGCAGUGGUUCUCAAGCUCCGAAGGCAGAGCGGAGAGCGGCGGCCGCUGGCCGGGCGCCCUGCUCCGAAGGCAGAGCAGAGAGCGGUGGCCACUGGCUGGGCGCCCUGCUCCGAAGGCAGAGCAGAGAGCGGUGGCCACUGGCUGGGCGCCCUGCUCCGAAGGCAGAGCGGAGAGCGGUGGCCACUGGCUGGGCGCCCUGCUCCGAAGGCAGAGCAGAGAGCAGUGGCCGCUGGCUGGGCGCCCUGCUCCGAAGGCAGAGCGGAGAGCGGUGGCUGCUGGCUGGGCACCCUGCUCCGAAGGCAGAGCGGAGAGCAGUGGCCGCUGGCUGGGCGCCCGGCUCCGAAGGCAGAACGGAGAGCAGCAGUUGCUGGCCGGGAGCCUGGCUCUGAAGGCAGAGCGGAGAGCGGUGGCCACUGGCUGGGCGCCCUGCUCCGAAGGCAGAGCGGAGAGCGGCAGCCACUGGCUGGGCGCCCUGCUCCGAAGGCAGAGCGGAGAGCGGUGGCCACUGGCUGGGCGCCCUGCUCCGAAGGCAGAGCGGAGAGCGGUGGCCACUGGCUGGGCGCCCUGCUCCGAAGGCAGAGCGGAGAGCAGCAGCUGCUGGCCGGGAGCCUGGCUGUGAAGGCAGCGCCAGGCCAGCUGCAGCACCGAAGGCAGGAAGGGCGGCAAUGUGACAAGCGAUAUUUGUCAAUAUCACUUUUCACAUCAGACAGUGCCCCAUUGCCACCAUUACUCCUGCACCACUGCUGCCACCCGAGGGCUGACAGCUGGAGUUCUGCUGACCCCAAGUGAGGGAUAGGGGUGGGGGUUGGGAGGGAAGGAGAGCCCAAGCGGCAGGGCUCCGGCUGUCAGCCCCAGGGUGGUGGGGUUCUGACUCUCCCCUUUAUCCCCACCUCCCAGGUGUGCAUGGCCCUUCUGCACAAGCCCGAACCUGCUGGGGCUGACAACUCUCGCCUCCCUGGACGUAUGCCCAUGCCACCCGUGGGAGAACUGCCCCCCAGUUUGAGAACCGCGGCUUUGGGACACUGUGACAAGGGACAGCAAUGGUUAUGCACUGUCCCUUGGAACCGUGCUUGGGGCCAACAGAACCCAAGACCUCUGGAGCUAAAACCCAGAGGCCUCUUCUGCUUGAGCUAAGGGGCCAGCCGUAGUGGGUCACAGACAGCAACCACAAUACAUGACCUCGCCUCGAGAGCGGGACAAAGAGCCAAAUUGGGUUAGCAGGGCUGAAAAUGGAUUCCCACCUCUCCUUCCAUGUCUCCAGUGCCACCACCGGCGUGUGUGUUAGCUACACCAGCCCUGCCCGGAUUGCUGCCCAUUGAGAUGAACCCCUGGCUGAGGGAAGGGGCCAUGCGAGCUGCUCCACAUCACCAACAGCUCUGCCUCUAUCGCUCACCCCCCCUUGGAAUCAGUGAGGCUCAGCACCAGGUGCUUUGUUCCUCCAAAAUCACACGGCCUCUGGCUGCUGUGGGAAUGCCAGAAGAGAAGCUCGGGUCAGAAGGUGGCUGCAGGAGGGAGGUGCACUCAGAAAACAGGGUCGGCCUGAAGCCCAACUGUAACACCAACAGACCCCAGUUGGUGGCGGGCAGGAUCGAACCUGGGGCCUCUGGAGCUUAUCGUGUGAAUUAAAAGCCAAGGGGCUGUUAGCUAAGACUGUAGAGCAGACUCACUUCUCGCUCAAAGUGGUCUUGGUGCCCUGGAUGGGACAGAGCACCUCACCCAGGUGUGUGGGUUACACAGGCACAACUAAAGCCCUGGCCUGAAGGGUUAUGCAGCACCCAACACUCUGCACAGGGGUGCUCCACCCAAUCCAAUGGGGCAGCUAGGGGUGAAGCUGGUUGCCAGGCUGAGCCCAAUAAGAAAUUGGGUGCAAUUAACUGGGCUCAGCCUGGGGAGGGAGCCCCGGUGGCUCUGAGGCCUGAACUCCCUGGCUGAGGCCGUUAAUUGCACCUGUCUAACCCAAGCAGUUUCUACAUUGGCACAACCUCCUUGUGUGGACACUUAUCACAGUGACAGAGCAGCCCAGCUGAACCAGGAGCUGCCACCCCCACCCCCAUUCGAGAGGGGCCACACAGGAAGUCUGCUCUGGUCUAACUAAACCGCUUUAGGUCAGCGGGUUUUACUUCUAUCUGGACCGGCCCAAAGCUUCUGGACCAGAACAGUGUGUCCGUCCCUUCGCCCUGAAAUGAGCAUGAGACUCACCUGCCUGGGCUCUCACAGCAGAUUAUUAAAAGAGGGAAAGAAAUCUAGUCUCUGGGACAGCAGCAGAUUCCCUGCCACAUAGCUUGGAUUUAGUCUCAAUGUCCAGUUCCUCUUUAACACAGCAGAAACGCCAGUUAAACCAAGUGCUAACAAGCAAGCUGAAAGUUGGACUAUCCUCAGGGCUCGUGCCCCGGGUAGCUGCAGCACUGCCUACAGGUGACAUUUGGUAUUACAAUGAUUUAACAAGCACCCCCAAUGAAGUUAUGGGUCUGCUCCUGCUCCCAGUUGUGUAAAUGUCCUGGAGUGAGAGCAGGGUCAGGUCCGGAACCGGAGAAAGCAAAGAUGAGAUGCUGGCUGAGAGAGGGAGCAGGGGACUGGGAAUGAGGAGGGAUUUCCUGCAGGAAGCUGAAGGAGGCCAGGCAGGGAGUGCUGCUGGUUGCAGGCGUGAAGGCAGGAUGCAGAGAAGGGGGACUGGAAGUGAAGGGAGCUGUGAGAAGAGUGGAUGGGGAGGAGGUGUCUGUAGGGUGACCCGUCACCCAGCCCGAAGGGUCCAGCCCUGCAAGAAGCACAGGCAGAAUUCUGGUCUUUGCUGCACUGGGGCAAAGCUGGAGGUAUGGCAAUUGCCAGUGGGGCGAUUCAUUAUAUGGACAACUCUCGUGGGAAUCUCUGGUUUCAUCCCCGGGGGGAAGGCCUUUCCUCAGGAGGCAGGAUGGUGGGGUACUAAGCCUCUGCUCCCCAGUGCAGGUGGGGCCUCGCGUUGCUUCCCUUGCAGCACCGGGGGGUGGGGGCUGUUCUCUCUCCCCCAUGCUGGGCUGUAGGGUAGGAAGAGCGCUCCGGCCCUUGCCCGUGCAGCGUUUACAAACGACGGCCCAGCAAAGAGGUGUUGGAUGACUGUGGGCAUGAAGCGAUUCAUGGCACUGCUUAGUAAGAAUGAAAGCGGGGACCCUCCACAGGCCAGGCUGCUGGAUCUAGCAGGACAUCUCUGUGGUGAU
This is a messenger RNA of Gopherus flavomarginatus (Mexican gopher tortoise), 3504 nucleotides long. RefSeq lists its product as uncharacterized. Lineage: Eukaryota; Metazoa; Chordata; Testudines; Testudinidae. The record is from RefSeq and is a predicted model, not a curated record. The transcript has 2 exons. The coding region runs from base 245 to 1102 and encodes 285 amino acids.